Molecule: messenger RNA, 744 nt
Organism: Cannabis sativa
Lineage: Eukaryota; Viridiplantae; Streptophyta; Magnoliopsida; Rosales; Cannabaceae
Exons: 3
Coding region: 381-692 (103 amino acids)
Source: RefSeq, a predicted model, not a curated record
UUCAAUUACAACCGUUAUGCUGCCGAAAUUUCGGUAGAAUUUGGAUAAAAUUUGAUAUAUAUAUAUAUAUUAUGUUCUGUUUUGUUUAGGGUCCACUCGCUCAACCGCCCUCAAGACGUGAUGUGUCAAAGGGGAAAGCUCCGAUGCUUUCUCCACAAGGCCGUGGUGCACGGGAAGAUGACUUGUUCACGGAAGAAAAGAUGGCGUUGAUCCCUAAUUCGCUAAAAUGGAUGAUUCAUGAAUUCCUGAGGCUCAAAGAUAAACGUGAUAUAAUCACAAUUCCUAUCCCCCGAGGAUUCAUUGCACCGCGUACCCAGAUCACGUUAUCUGGAGAGGAUUUGCAGCAGGUUGCUACGUGUGACUACAUCGGCAACCAGUGAAUGCUGUUUGGAAUGAUGCACAUAUGGGAGAGCAUCAACGGUCUGAGAAAAAUUUUCAAGUUUUACGACCCAGAGCUUCUCAUAGUGCAUGGGAUCAACGAUGAAGAAAAGAGUCAGUCUUUUGACGAUGCGGCAAGACGAUUGGCUAAUUGGUUAUCAUUAAUGAACAACAACCACCAAAUGUUCUUUAUUCCUUGGAAUAUCGGGAUGCAUUGGACGCUAGUGGUGGUUACGCCAAGGAAAAUUAUCCAUUUAAACCCUAUAAGUGGCCGCCCAAUUCCCGAAGUAAUAGAACAAAUGAUCGGAAGGUAAUAAUUUAAUGACUUCUUAUGUAACGAAUUUAAAUUAACUAACAAAUUGAAAU